AUGGCUGGUCGUUUUAAAGGAGCUCAAACAGUUAUACGCUCUAAGCAUCCUAGAGCUUUAUACGUCCAUUGUGCUGCACACUCGCUCAACUUAGCAGUGUCAUCUGCAUGUAAUAUUCCAUCGAUAAGGAAUUGCCUCGGAAUUGUUGAAAAAUAUUAUUGUUUUUUUAAUUUCCCCAAACGAAAUCACGAACUUUUAGAAGUUAUCAAUAAUGGUGAUUGGCAACCUAAUGUAAAAUCUUUAAAACGUCUGUGUAUGACAAGGUGGGUACAAAGAUAUGACGCCAUCAAUGAUUUUAUUGAGUUAUUCCCUUGUGUUGUUACUGCACUAAAUAACAUAUCUGAAUGGAAUGAUGGUAGUGGUACAAGUACUGAUGCAAGCAUGUUAUUAAAUGCAAUUGAUUCGGAAUUUCUUGUGGCUCUUCAAGUUAUAAAAGUUAUAUUUUCAUUUGGUUUGCCACUAUGUAAACAGCUGCAAAAAAAAAACAUAGAUUUGAGAGAAAUGAUCAGUUUGGCCAAUAUCAGUAUCAAGGUUCUUGACAAUUUAAGGGAAAAUGUAAAUCAUGAAUUUAAAAAAAUUUUCAAAGAAGCUCAAAGAUUGGCUGAGAUGUUAGACUUUGAAAUAUCAGUCAAACGGUUAGCAAACCGUCAAAAACACCGUUCUACUACUAUAAUAUCAAGUUUUCAGUGUUUGUUUGAUGACACUAAUUCGGAUCAUACAGAUUUUGAGGCUCUGGUUUCUUUUUAUCUACCACAAAUUGAUUUGACUACAGCAAUCUGUGAGCUACAAAUUUGGAAACAAAAGGGCAAGUGUGUAGCAGUUGGUAGUGAUGAAGUGAUUACAUCAAAUGCAUUAGAUGCUAUUAAGCAUUGUGAUCCUAUCAUUUUCCCAAAUAUAUUUACACUGUUAAAAAUUUUGUGCACACUGCCAGUGUCUACUGCCACGCCUGAAAGAACUUUUUCCAGUUUGAAAAGAGUAAAGACCUAUCUUAGAAAUAGCAUGAAAGAAAAAGACCAACUACUACAAACAUCGAAAUUCGCAGUACCCAAUUCCGAAGAAGAAGAUGAAUAUGAAGUACCAGAAAAUAUUGGACUUAAUUAUAUAAGUAUUAUCUCUGAAAACCAAAUUUCUAAUGAUAGUGCAGAUAAUAUAGUGCAGCAUUCCACACCAAUAGAACCACAACAGUAUUCAACGUGGAUCUCCUCGAAUUGGCGCUAG
Molecule: messenger RNA, 1218 nt
Organism: Aphis gossypii (cotton aphid)
Lineage: Eukaryota; Metazoa; Arthropoda; Insecta; Hemiptera; Aphididae
Product: 52 kDa repressor of the inhibitor of the protein kinase-like
Exons: 5
Coding region: 1-1218 (405 amino acids)
Molecular function (GO): protein dimerization activity
Source: RefSeq, a predicted model, not a curated record